Molecule: messenger RNA, 3311 nt
Organism: Hylaeus anthracinus
Lineage: Eukaryota; Metazoa; Arthropoda; Insecta; Hymenoptera; Colletidae
Product: long-chain-fatty-acid--CoA ligase 1
Exons: 9
Coding region: 486-2543 (685 amino acids)
Biological process (GO): long-chain fatty acid metabolic process
Cellular component (GO): membrane; endoplasmic reticulum
Molecular function (GO): long-chain fatty acid-CoA ligase activity
Source: RefSeq, a predicted model, not a curated record
UUUGCGUACGUUUCAAUCCGAUGGAACGUAACGUGAAUUCAGUUUUCAAGCAGCUCAGCACACGAUUUCCGCUGACACUUCCUCGCGCGUGUUCAAAGCGUGCAUUCCUCGGCGAUUUUGCUUUCUCGUAUUCUUUUCCCUUCUAUCGCGCUACAGUGCUUGGUAAUAAUAAUUUGUUCGAUGAUAUAGAUUAAAGAAUUUUUUUUUUUUAAAUCGAGAACUUUGGAAGAGAUUCCUAAAAGUUUCUCUUUUUAUGUACAACAUACAGUGACCUGUGUCGAAACUGUGAAAGAUUAGCGUUCCCGAUAACUCGUAAAAUUGAAGAAAAUUAAAUAUUUAUAAUAUAUAAUAUCUUGUCGAUGGACUGAAUUGUAAUUUAUCUAAAGGCUAAGAAUAAUUCGAGUGCAAUCAUUUGGAAUUUAGUAAAUUGUUUUUGGGAACGAUACACGUAUAAAACUGGAAGUGCGAUCUACACUCGGGGAAACAUGUCACAAGUGUUGCAGUCGCAGUUGGAAGACUAUCUGCCUUACCUGGGUGGUGCAGCGGGAGUCCUCGUGGUCACCGGCAUUGCAGCUUACCUUGCGUCGAGACCGAAACCGGAAAAACCGCUGUGGCCGCUCGAUGCUCAGUCCGUGUUACUUUCGGGCACCGACCUAAUCAGAGUGUCGAGGUUUUAUAAGGACAGCAAGGAGGGAAAGUUCGUAAGCUACAUUCACGAGGACACGAGAACCCUCUAUGACGGUUUCCGCAAAGGCGCCAAAGAGUCCAACAAUGGCCCUUGUCUCGGUUGGCGCGACGGACCCACCAAACCGUACCAAUGGCUCCAUUACAACGAGACCCUGCUCAGAGCGAAGAAUUUCGGGUCCGGGUUGGUCUCGCUGGGUCUGCAACCGGGAUCCCACACGUUGAUAGGUCUCUACAGCCAGAACUGUCCGGAGUGGAUCCUCACGGAGCAGGCGUGCUACACGUACUCCCUCGUCGUCGUGCCCCUCUACGACACCCUGGGCCCCGAUGCCUGCGCCUUCAUCAUCAACCAGGCUGAGAUCAACCUGGUGGUCUGCGAGAACGACAAGAAGUGCAAUUUGCUACUCGACAAGGCACCGAGAUGCCUGAGGAAGCUGGUGGUGAUAAAGGAAACGCGACCAGCGACCAUCCAGAGGGCGAAGAACCGAGGCGUCGAGGUGGUGAGGUUCGAGGACGUCGAGCGUCUCGGCGCGCAAAAGAACCACCCCGAGGUGCCGCCGAACGUGACCGACCUCUGCACGAUAUGCUACACUUCCGGUACCACCGGGAACCCGAAGGGCGUAAUGCUGACCCACCAGAACGUGAUGGCGGGCGUCUGCGCGGUUCUGUUGCAGCUGGGCGAGCACAAGCCCUCGUACAAGGACACGAUGAUCAGCUUCUUGCCUCUGGCACACAUGUUGGAACGGUGCUGCGAGAACGGCAUGUACAUGGUGGGCGGGUCCGUGGGCUUUUACAGCGGUGACAUCAAAACGUUGCCCGAGGAUAUGAAAGCCUUGAGGCCUACCGUCAUGCCAGCGGUACCGAGGCUCUUGAAUCGAAUGUACGACAAGGUCCAAUCCGAACUGCAGAGCUCGUGCCUGAAGAAGCUGGUGUUCAGCAUGGGGAUGCGUGCGAAAGAGGCGGAGAUCAAGAAGGGUAUCCUCAGGAAUAACAGCGUGUGGGACAAGCUGGCCUUCGGGAAGAUCAAGGAGGCGACUGGCGGGAGGCUGAGACUGAUGGUCGUAGGAUCUGCGCCUCUCGCGGGGAACGUCCUCACCUUCGCCAGGUGUGCCCUUGGAUGCCUGAUCGUCGAAGGGUACGGGCAAACAGAGUGCUGCGCACCGGUCACUCUCACGAUUCAGGGUGAUCAUGUACCGGAACACGUGGGACCACCUGUCGCUUGCUGCUGCAUUAAAUUAGUAGACGUCCCGGAAAUGGAAUACUACGCCAAGAAGAGCAAAGGUGAAGUGUGCGUAAAAGGUACUAACGUGUUCGUGGGAUAUUUUAAGGAUCCUGAAAAAACUGCUCAAGUUAUCGAUGAAUUUGGGUGGCACCAUACAGGGGACAUCGGCAUGUGGUUGCCUAACGGAACGCUCAAAAUAAUCGAUCGAAAGAAACACAUCUUCAAAUUGUCGCAAGGCGAAUACAUAGUUCCAGAGAAGAUCGAAAAUAUUUAUUUACGCAGUCAAUAUGUACAUCAAGUAUUUGUCCAUGGAGAGUCCCUAAAGUCUUGCGUCGUAGGAAUAGUAAUACCAGACGUGGAUGUUGUGAAAUGUUGGGCGGUGGAGAAUGGUAUACCAGGUACACUAAGCGUGUUAUGCAACAAUCCGCAAGUUAAACAGUUGAUCCUGGAUGAUAUGCUCGCAUGGGGAAAAGAAGCUGGUCUCAAAUCCUUUGAACAGGUCAAAGAUAUUUAUUUACACCCGGAUCCGUUCUCUGUACAAAAUGGCCUCCUCACGCCAACAUUGAAAACGAAACGGCCGCAGUUGAAAGAGUACUUCAAACCACAGAUCGAAGAUCUUUACCGACAUUUGGACUGACCAGACUGAACAUUCACUUCGAAUUGUUUUCAUUAGCAUUGGGAGCAGCAAAGACAAGAAGGACCGAAAAUGCCUUUGUGUUGCAUUCACAGAAAUCACUUCCGUCAUCGAAUAUAUUCGUUAUUCCGCGAUACUUUAUUAUAUCAUUUUCACAGUUACAUAGCGACGCAAAAACGAAAAGCACCGUUUAGGCUAUUAAGGUAAUUGACAAUAUUAUAAGUAAUAAAAAUGAGUUAUUAUUAGGCGCGUCUGAUUUUCUCUUGACUAUGAUAAUCCUUCGAUACUCUUUGCGUGUAAUUACAGUCUUCUCCGUCCCCAAAUCCUUAUAUUUUGAUACGGAUUACUACCUAACUAUAAAUGCAUAGUUUUAUUAAUAACAAUAAUUAGUCGGAUAACCGUACAUACGUAUUAUCAAAUGCGAUCGAACACGUGCGGGAGAUGCAAAACAAUAAAUUGCGUAAUGAACAACUCGUAGCGAAGUUGAUUAGAAAUAUCGUUAAACUUUUUAAUAGAUGCUUGUUAGCAGCGUUUGCUGAUAUAAUAGAACAGAUCAAAUUUUUUUUUUUUAUUACUAAUAACACAUUAUAUUUUCGUCUGUUCGACGACCGAUAUAUGAAAUUUAAGCAUUUCUUAAUGCGUCAUACGAUAUCGGUAGAAAUUUAAUAUGAAACAGAGUAUAUAAAAAUUAGAAGUAUAGACUGUUUAAAUUAUAGUAAUAUACAAUGAUCCAAACAAGUAAAAAGAACAAUAAAAGGAUAUGUUACGACA